AUGUGGUGUGCCGCGCCAAGGCAGGAGAGUCCAACAACGAGCCUGGUAAAGGGGACUGGAAUCGGCUGUAUGACCUUAGGGAGUGCUGUAGCUACAGAAGGCAUGAUAUUUUUAAUUGAGGCGAUUGAAGUGUGUAGUAACAGGAAAGGAGGGAUCAUCGGGAAAUUUUUCUGUUCCUGCGCAGCGCAGGAAGUGGAGGAAGGAACGAGAAAGGUGGAGAAGAGACACAAUUUAUAUCAAGUAUGGGCAGGUAGUUUUUUCAAGGGAUGCUGUCAACAACCCCUGAGCACAAACAUCACUAUUUCCAACACUGGGCUGAGAGGGAACAGAAACAAUUCCUGA
Trypanosoma brucei brucei TREU927 is the source of this 342-nucleotide messenger RNA. RefSeq lists its product as hypothetical. Bases 1 to 342 code for a protein of 113 amino acids. The transcript has a single exon. The record is from RefSeq and is a predicted model, not a curated record. Lineage: Eukaryota; Euglenozoa; Kinetoplastea; Trypanosomatida; Trypanosomatidae.